CCCCCCCGGUGCACCGCGCGAGGCGGGAUCCGCGAGCCCCGCUGCUUCUGUCCGGGCCCCGACCCCGGCCGCUCCGCCGGCAGCCCCAUGGCCGCGGCCCCGCUGGGCGGCGCCGCCGGGAGCCUGCUGCAGUUCCUGAGGCUGGUGGGGCAGCUCAAGAGAGUACCACGAACAGGCUGGGUGUACAGGAAUGUAGAGAAACCAGAGAGUGUAUCAGAUCAUAUGUACAGGAUGGCAGUCAUGGCUUUGGUAACUGAAGAUAAACAACUUAAUAAAGACAGAUGUGUACGACUAGCUCUGGUUCAUGAUAUGGCUGAAUGCAUUGUUGGAGAUAUAGCACCUGCAGAUAACAUCUCCAAAGAGGAGAAACAUCAGCGAGAGGAGGCAGCUAUGAAACAUUUGACCCAGCUGCUAUCAGAAGACCUGAGAAAAGAAAUCUAUGAACUCUGGGAAGAAUAUGAACACCAGUCUACAGCAGAAGCCAGAUUUGUAAAAGAGCUGGAUCAGUGUGAGAUGAUACUCCAAGCAUCUGAGUAUGAAGAGUUGGAAAAAAUGCCUGGAAGACUGCAGGACUUCUAUGAUUCAACAUCAGACUUCUCUGGCACCACUACUUUCCUUUGGGUACCUACUGCCCUUCUUCAUUUACUGCAACAAGUGAAGAGGAGACAUGGUCUAUUGAUCAACUGAUCCCUGUAAAUCCAACAAUACCGAAGCAGAUAUCUGAUCAGAUCACCUUUAAAAGGCACGUUCAGGAACCAGAUCUGCUAAGAGGACUUGGAUAUCUGGCCUUUCAACCUCCAGGUCAUCAAUUCAAAUCCACCACAAGUCGGUGACAGAAGGUUUUAUUUGACAGUUGAUUGAUAACAUCUGCCAAAUAAGUUGGAGGUCUCAUUCAAAUUCACAGAAGACAGAGGCUCACCUCACAGAACGACAUCAAAACUGGCUCCACAAGGGGGUGCCUCAGCAAUGAGAGCAGGACUGAAUAACCACGGCGACUGAACCCUCAUCUUAACAGGGUUGCCAACUUUCUGAUUGCAGAAAACUGAACACCCUUGCCCAGCACCCUGCCCCUUCCCACGGGCCCUGACAGCAGGCACUGCCCUCAUGGUUCCCGGCCAAUGGGAGCUGCAGAGCCGGUACUCGGGCAGCGUGCAGAGCCUCCCUGGCCACCCCUGCAC
This is a messenger RNA of Gopherus evgoodei (Goodes thornscrub tortoise), 1178 nucleotides long. It is a transcript of the gene HDDC2, whose product is annotated as HD domain containing 2. Gene Ontology annotation, cellular component: cytoplasm. The transcript is spliced from 7 exons. Gene Ontology annotation, molecular function: 5'-deoxynucleotidase activity. The coding region runs from base 88 to 687 and encodes 199 amino acids. The record is from RefSeq and is a predicted model, not a curated record. Lineage: Eukaryota; Metazoa; Chordata; Testudines; Testudinidae.